UUACUUCGUGUCGAGGCCGAAAAGGGUAGAGGAAUGAUGAGCAAAGAGAAGGACGAACAAAUUGAACGUCUGAAAACGGAUUUGGGUCGUGCUCAGUUGAAUACGCAACAGCUGAAAAUCAGAUGCGACCAAUUGGAAGAAAGCAACGAACGUCUGAGAAAAGAAUGUGAGGAUGCCAAGAAAUCGGCCGAGUCUGAACGACGUAACUCUACGGUUGUCGCUGACGAGAACAAGCAGUUGGAACGUUCCAAUCAGAUGUUAACGGAACAAAUCGCCGAAAUGCAAUCAACGAUGGAAAGUGCAAGAGAGAAGAACGAUAAACUUGAGGAUGAAUUGGCCGAUAGAAACGCUCUAAUCACGAGACUUGAGACUGAGAACAGAUCGAACAUUAUUGAUAUCAAGAAACUCACCGAUCAGUUACAGAUUCUGAAAGGUCUCGAAAUCGGCGUGGUAUUGCAGGUGAUUAAUCGCUCGCUCAGUAUUGAGCAAAGUUUACGUUCAACAAAAAUGUUCAUUGAAAUAAAGAGUGUUACGGGUGAAAUAAAUCAAAAGUUGCAAUUGAUUACGAUCAGUAUAGCGAAGAAGAUUGGGUGCGUUAAAAAUCAGAAAGCAUUACAGACGGCAACAAAUGAAGGUGAAGUGUUACGUGAACGAAUUGAAGCGCUCCAAAGUGAGACCGUACAGCUAUCGGAAAUGAUCGAAGAAUUGAACCGAGCAAAAGAAGCUGCCGAAGCUGUCGCACAACAGCACGCAGUCGCUGAAAAUGUUUCAAAUAGUGAUGAUCAUGCGGCUCAUGAGAGUGGAGGAUCUGGUGGAUGGUCAGACGUUGGUGAUUUCGAUAUUGAAACACCAGCGAUAAACGACGAAAAGAAGAACGUUUCACCACCUUUAACAGCCAAGAAUGUUCAACAACAACAAACAGCAUCGAAAGGGAACGACAACUCCACCCUUCCGUCUCAAACGAAGAGCGGCAGCACCGGGGAUAUCAUGGAGGUGGCUCGUCUUCGAGCCCAGUUGAAACGUCUUGAGAUUGAUCUCGAUCAAACAAGAUUAUCAUUGCAAAAGGAAGAAAACGUUAGGGAGCAUUUGACGCGUAAACUGGAAUUGGCUGAAUUGGAAGCGAAUGAACGUAAAAAGGAGACUGAGGCGAAGGAAUCAGAACGAGUGGAUACACAUAAUCAGUGCAAGAAAAUGCUUGCGAUGGUCGAGGAAAGAGAUGCAAAAAUACGUCAUUCGGAACAGUUAACAGAAAAGCUGAGAGAUGAAAUCGAUAAAUGGCAAACCGAAGUUCGACAUCUCCAGGAACAGAAUAAAGUUAUCGAGAACAAACUUAACGAUGCCGAGCAGGAGUUGAAACGUCUUCGUGCAGAGAAUAAUCGUUUGGAGACACGACACUUCCACGAGAUGCGUGAAUGCAAGCAUACGAUUACUACAUUGAGACAGGUGAGUCGACAACUGAUCCAUUAUUAUUUGUUAUUAUUAUGGUCACUGUGGAAAAUCUCACUCGAAGAGGCGCAGCGUAUGGCAGCGACUGCGACUGCAGCCAUUCCGCCGCAGUUGCCAGAUAGUGGUGGCAAUAAUCUGAUGAAUUUAUCGAGUAAUGGAUCGUCGGAUCGCGAGUAUCCGAGCGCUCAUGCAAUUGGCUCUCGGCUUGGUCCGCCUCCGUUGCCUGCGAUCAGACCGCUUUGGGGUGAUGAUGAGGCCGCUGAAGUGUUUUCGGCUGGUGAAUCAAUAUCGUCGAUGAUGAGUGGACGUGGUUUAAGACACACGGCCACCUCACCGGAUAACUUGUCCAGUGGCGUUCCACUGAAGAAAGGUAGCGUAAGGUCGAGACGUUCACAACGUGAACAACCCAGAAGAGAGGUUUCCCCGGAAAUCGAUCUUAUGCAACACGCACCAAGACCGAAAAAGUUGGAGUGGUUUCAGGAGGGUCGUCGAAUGCGUUCACGAUCGCACGGACGACAUCCGUUCUUGACGAAUGCUCCUUCGUAUAUGAUGAUGCAACCGCCCGCAUUCCCUGACCUGUUCAGCGAUCAUCCACCCCCACCAACAUUACCUUUCCAGCCGUCACUUCAUAAACGAAACUCCAAGAGUGGCAAUUUGUACUAUUCGUCUGGUGGUUCAAACGGUGGUCUUUCGCCUCCACCUGAAAUGGCACUCCUUUCUGGUGUCCCACCGCCCGGUAUGUCGAUCAGAAAACCAACAGCAACAUCCAGACCUAAAAGUUGGUUUUCUUUUUUGUUCCUUUUGACAGUCCUGACGAUUGUUUCUUUGACCCACUUGAAUUGGUCCAAAAUUUGA
This is a messenger RNA of Anisakis simplex (herring worm), 2301 nucleotides long. NCBI's taxonomy places the organism in Eukaryota, Metazoa, Nematoda, Chromadorea, Rhabditida, Anisakidae. The record is from the annotation of a GenBank genome assembly.